Messenger RNA from Chrysoperla carnea, 4065 nucleotides. RefSeq names its product zinc finger SWIM domain-containing protein 4-like. The transcript has 14 exons. The record is from RefSeq and is a predicted model, not a curated record. Gene Ontology annotation, molecular function: zinc ion binding. The coding region runs from base 198 to 3989 and encodes 1263 amino acids. Lineage: Eukaryota; Metazoa; Arthropoda; Insecta; Neuroptera; Chrysopidae. Gene Ontology annotation, cellular component: Cul2-RING ubiquitin ligase complex.
CGAGUGCGACUGUGUCGCGUCGUUUACAGUGUUGCAGUGGUGGCAUAGUAAAUAGUAAUAGAUUAGGUAACAACAAUUUAAAUAAUAGUUCAAGUGUAAUAAAUAAUUAUCAAACUUUUGGAUUACGAUGUUCGUUAUUCCCACACAGUGCAAUUGGUGGUUUAAUUGUUCCAACAAACGGGGAAACGGGUGGUUUAAUGAUGCAUGUCUCAUCAAUACCAAAUACUUUAAUGAAAAGUCCGGAUACAUUAUUAGAUAUAACAGCAAAAAUCGUUGCCGAAAAUAUACCAUUUCAACGUAUUGAAGAACGUUAUGAUCGUAUACCAGAGCCAGUGCAACGACGUAUUAUAUAUUGGUCGUUUCCUAGAAAUGAACGUGACAUUUGUAUGUAUUCAUCGUUGUCGCGAGUGCCUCCAGUGAGUUCGAACAGUGGUUCUUCUUCCACAACAACAUCCUCAUCAAGUGCUGGUGGUGUAGGAAAUACAGCAACUAGUUCAUCAUCUGGUCCGGCUUCUGCUGCCGACCAGCAAAAUUUAUCAUUUUGUAAAGGAUUAAAAUUACUUGAAACGGGAUGUGUAGACAGUGUUUUACAAGUUGGUUUUCAUUUAAGUGGCAUUGUAUCAGCGGGUCGAGGUUCAACGUCAGGUUCGGUGUCAUCAUAUCCCACAGAGCCGGACAAAAAAUAUAAGGUGUCCGUCAGUUUCGACAGGUGUAAAAUAACAUCGGUAACAUGCAGCUGCGAUACAAAAGACAUUUUUUGGUGUCAACAUGUAGUGGCGCUCUCCUUGUACCGGAUCCGCAACGCAGAGAGCGUACAAUUAAGGGUCCCCAUCUCAGAAACGCUGUUACAAAUGGACCGACAGCAACUUCAAAAAUUUGUACAGUAUUUGAUCUCAGAACACCAUACGGAGGUGUUACCCACUGCACAGAAGUUAGCUGAUGAAAUUCUACAACAGCGAUCUGAGAUAAAUCAAAUACCUGGUGCACCAGAUCCAACAGCUGGCGCCAGUGCUGAUGAUGAGCAUACAUGGCAUCUUGAUGAAGAACAAGUAUGCGAACAAGUCAAAUCCUACCUCUCACAAGGCAGCUAUUAUCAUGCCAACAAACAACUUAAUUCAUUAUUUUCAAAGGUACGUGAAAUGUUGAGAGCGCAGGAUUCAAAUGGAGCACGUAUGUUAACUUUAAUUACGGAACAGUUCCUGUCAGACCCCAGACUACAAAUGUGGAAAAGUCAGGGUACACCAAUGACUGAUAAAUGUCGACAAUUAUGGGAUCAACUUGGAACAUUAUGGGUGUGUAUUGUUCUAAAUCCACAAUGUACACAAGCUGAAAAACAACAUUGGAAAAAUUUAUUAGAAAAAUGGACAACAAUUGAUGUAUGUCCACAAGAAGAUCCUGAUUUUCGACCGCAAAUGCAUUCAUUACGAGAUUCUUAUCAUAAUCGUGAUCAACGUGACCGCGAACGGGAUCGUGAUAGAGCACGCGAACGUGAAAGAGAGCGUGAAAGACAGCAUGAACGUGAUCGUAGAUCAUCUGAUUCAUCGGAUAGUUCAGAUGAUGAAAGUCCCGAAAAUAAUUAUAAUCCAAGGAAUGCAAAACGUAUGCGAAUGUCAAAUCAUUCACAACAAAAUCGAGCGGGUACAUCGACAAUGCCACGGACUAUAUUUCAUAGGGCAUUAGAUGCAGUCAGUGUGUCGUGGGACAAUCUACAUUUAAAACAAAUACUUUCUAGUGAUACAUAUUGUUCUCAUGUGCCAGAUAGUUCUAGUUCUGGAAGUUUUAAUGGUUUAGGACAACCACUUUGGGAAGAAUUUGGAACGUUUGCAGAACCUUUACCAUUAUGUGCCGCACGAGUUGAUUCAUUAAGGUCACAUGGUCAUCAAGAAGCUGCACUGCGUCUUGCUGUUGCCGUUGUACGAACAAUGAAACAACAACAAUUAAAUGCACAACGUAAAUGGCAUGAUAGCCAACUUGCACAACUUGCAGCGGCUAGUACAAGUAAAUCGUCAAUGUCUACGCCAACGCAGUGCACAUCACGAUGUACAGGCUCUGGUGCCUGUUCAUCAUCAUCGUCAAGUUCCUCUUCUUCAACGCCAUCAACUUCAGCAGGUUCAUCGUCUGUACCACCAGUUACGGAUGGUUGGGUUGGACAUCCAUUAGAUCCAAUUGGAUGUUUGUUUGAUACGCUUGCUGAAGCAUCAAUUGUACCUGAUGAUCAAAUUCCAAGAACUGUUUCAUAUUUUGAUCCUGUAGGAUUAGACGAAACGCAUAGUAAUUUUCUACCAAGAUAUCAACAUGUCUCAGUAGUAGGAUCAAGGGAUCGUUCCGAAACAUAUCUAACAUUAGCUUUUGAAGUUGCUCUUAUAGGAUUAGGACAACAAAGAAUAAUGCCUGUGGGUUUAUAUGCUCAGGAAAAAGCAUGUAAGCAAGAAGAUCGACUGAUAGCAAAAUUACAAGAAAUGGAAUUAGAUAAUUGUUUAGUUGCUGUAUUAAGACGGCAAGCAAUUGUUUUAUUAGAAGGUGGUCCAAGUAGUGGUUUAGGUACUGGAAUUCAUCCAGAAAGUAUACCAAUGCAUACAUUUGCACGGUUUCUAUUCUUAGCAUUAUUGAAUUAUUAUCCAGAUUUAGCGUAUGAAGUCGGUUUACGUGCAAUGAGAUUACCUAUAUUAGAAGAACACGACGAUGUUGAUGAUGCAUUAGGUCGUAAUUCAUCAUCGUCACAUAUAUUAAGUCGAUAUCCACGAUGGUUUACAUUAGGUCAUAUAGAAACCCAACAAUGUGCUCUUUCCAGUACAAUGUUGAGUGCGGCGAAAGGUGAUGUUAUUCGAUUACGUACAGUAUUGGAAUCAUCACAAAAACAUAUACAUAGUUCAUCACAUUUAUUUAAACUUGCCCAAGAUGCAUUUCGUUUUGCUACACCAGAAAAUGGACCCCGGCAUCCAACCUUAUUAAGUGUCGCUUUUGAGCUAGGAUUACAGGUAAUGCGAAUGACCUUAUCAUCAUUAAAUUGGCGUCGACGUGAAAUGGUGCGAUGGUUAGUAACAUGCGCAACAGAGGUGGGUGUUGAAGCACUUGUCUCGAUCAUGCAAAACUGGUAUCAAUUAUUUACACCUACGGAAGCAACGGGUCCAGUUGCAACAACAAUAAUGUCACAUAGUACAAUAAUGCGAUUAAAUUUAUCAUUUGCUCAGCAAGAAGAAUUAUCUGGAUGCGCAAGAACAUUAGCAUUACAAUGUGCCACUAAGGAUCCACCAAAUUGUGCCUUGAAUGCGUUAACAUUAUGUGAGAAUGAGGCGCUAGCAUUUGAAACAGCCUAUCAAAUUGUUAUUGAUGCUGCCUCUCAUAUUAUGACAUCAUCACAAUUAUUUACAAUUGCACGGUAUAUGGAACAUAGAGGUUAUCCCACACGUGCUUAUAAAUUAGCCAUGUUGGCAAUGAAAAAUGUACAUUUGGCAUAUAAUCAGGAUACACAUCCAGCAAUCAAUGAUAUUCAUUGGGCAUGUGCACUUAGUCAUUCAUUGGGUAAACAUGAAUUAACGAAUAUGAUACCGUUACUUGUGAAGAACGUUCAAUGUGCAACGGUAUUAUCAGAUAUAUUGCGUCGUUGUUCGAUGACAGCUCCAGGUAUGUCAUGUCCACAUCCACCACCAGGCGCAGCACCACUUGAAACUGGUAGUAAACAUCAUGGACCGCCACAUCGGCGUACUGGGUGUACUGGUAGCAUUAAACCAUUAUCAUAUGAUCGACCUCCACUUCGACAAUUAUUAGAGGCAGCCAUCGCUGCUUACAUCAACACAACACAUUCACGUUUAACACAUAUAUCGCCACGGCAUUACGGUGAUUUUAUAGACUUUUUGAGUAAAGCUAGGGACACAUUUAUAAUGGCACAUGAUGGACAUGCGCAAUUUACACAAUUAGUGGAAAAUAUGAAAGUGGCAUAUAAAGGGAAAAAGAAAUUAAUGUUUUUAGUUAAAGAACGAUUUGGCUGAUGUAAUAAUAAUUAUCGGUUCGAUAAACGUGGUGUACAUUCCCAAUUGCGUCUUUGGAAGUGCUUAUAAAUAAAAA